AUGGAUUAGAAGACUGAAAAGGCUUUACUUGAAUAGUAGAAUGAAUUGUUAGAGUUAUAGUUAUAAGAAUUAAAGGAGAGAGAAGACUCAUAUAAAAUAUUUAAUGAAACAAUUCUCAAUGCUUAUAAUUCAAUGCAAAAUGAUGUGAAUAAAUAGAAUGUAAAGUUAAAGUCCUAUACUUGUAGAGUUUAGUUUAUAAACAAUUAUAGUAGACUUUGGAAUAAUAUUCUCAAGAGCUGAUAGAAUCUAAAAAUAGAAACACAACUGUUUUAUGUUAGUUGGAGAAAGAGAAUCGAUACUUAAAGAACUAUUUAGAAUAAUUAGAACUUAAGAUCUAAGAAUAAUCUUAAGUUUAGGAGAAUGAACUUUCUGAUUUGGAAUAGCAAUGUGAAAAUUUAUAAUAACAGUAAGAGACUUAAAUAAUGGAAGUAAAACCUAAGAAAAAGAAAUAAUCAUAAUAAUUAGAUAAAGAAAAUAAUAAACCUGAAUAAGUAGGAGGUGGGGGUUGUAUUGUAUCUCUUAAAUAAAAAAAUGAUUGUACAAAAAAGAAAGAAUUAUGCAUUAGUAAUGUUUUAAAUUGUAAGGAUUCUAAUGUUAUGGAAAUCUCUCAAUUAGAUUGGUUAGAUUAAAAUUCUCCGACUGGAUUAUUCAAAUAAUUUUAAUUACACUAAAGAGGACGUGAUCGUUCUGAUCAUUCAUAAAGGAUUUAAUAAUAAAAAUUAUCUAAAAGAAUAUUUAGAGAUUAAGGAAAGAAUGAAGAUUCUGUUAGUCCUUAAUGUUUGAGGAAUGUAACUCCAUAGAAUAAUUAUAUUACUCCUGAAUCUAAAUAAUUAAAAUAUGAAUUAUAAUCUGGAUUUGGGAGUAGAGGUGAAUUUAAUUAAUAAAAACCAGAGAAAAAAUCUUUGGCAGAAUUUACUAAAUAAAUUAAUUCUGUUAGAUCUACUGAAAAUCUUUAAAUGAUUUUAAGAUAAAGUUAAAUAGUUUGA
Paramecium sonneborni is the source of this 986-nucleotide messenger RNA. The record is from the annotation of a GenBank genome assembly. Lineage: Eukaryota; Ciliophora; Oligohymenophorea; Peniculida; Parameciidae.